AUGUGCAUGCGGUGGAGCCUUGUGUGCCGCUCCUGUUUGCUUCUCCCUCUUCCAUCUGUGUGUUGGUGCUGCGGCAGGGCUGUGUGUGUGUGUGCCUGUUGCCGUGGAUUGGAGUGUGUGUCGUGUGUGGUGUGCGGCGUACGGUGCAUGCCUGGCUGCUGCCCUCUCCUCAUGUGGUGUGCCCUCUGUGUGUGUCUGCCGCACCUCUCGUCUCCCCUGUUGCUCUCCAUGUCCCUCACUGUGCAGAUCAGCUCCACACCACUGAACGACCACACUCACGAUGAUGACGUGCCGUCUGCUGUGCGCCCUGUUGGUGCUCGCCCUGUGCUGCUGCCCCGUCGUGUGCGUGA
This is a messenger RNA of Trypanosoma cruzi, 350 nucleotides long. RefSeq names its product mucin TcMUC, putative. The annotation marks the transcript as partial. NCBI's taxonomy places the organism in Eukaryota, Euglenozoa, Kinetoplastea, Trypanosomatida, Trypanosomatidae. The record is from RefSeq and is a predicted model, not a curated record. The transcript has a single exon.